AUGGGGGAAGGGCUGAAUGUAUCAAAAUCAUCCAGAGAGAUACAAGCGGGAAGAAACAAACUGGAGGAGGAACAAGUAGAAAAGGCUUUUGGAGACGAAUGCGGGCUGGUGGAAGGUCGCAGGUGCAGACCUUGGCAGUGGAGUCCCAGCCUCCACCUCGACGGAGGAUUUGGCAGAGGCCGGCUAGGGCUGAGGAGUUCAGGACCUUCCAUCACCUCCACCCCACUUCUGCCCUGUGACCCAGGGGCCAAGCCCCUCGCUCCCCAGGCUGCCUGGAAGUGGGCUUCACCUAUGGACUUCUUCAGUGAAAUGUCCUGCUCAGCCGCUGAAGCCACGGCGCACACCGCCCAAAUAUUUGCUCUGACCUCACCUGAACGCAGGCCAACAUCUCCCAGUAUCCCCACCCAGAGACUCCAUCUAGUUCAAAUACUAAACGUGGGACGGAGAAGUCUGUGGUGGCUCACGGGUCCAGCCUCCCCUCUGGCGGCCCCCUCCGCCCACAUCUCCGGCCCGUGGGGCAGGGGCAUCUUUGACACCUCCGAGAAGAAGCUGCUUGUGAACGAAAAUCUCUCACAGUAUAGCCUCCCGGACCGGACUGUGGCGUCGCGGAGGUCGUCGCUGCUGCGGCGGCUGCCGCUGGUGCCGCUGCUGUGGUCGAGGCUGGCCCUGGGCGCGCUCCCUUUCGUCCGCAGCCCGCGCGGGAUUUUUCCGGACCUCUUGUCUGAGAAGCACUUGCUGGAGGUGGAGGACUUGCCCCUGUCCCUGAUGAGGGGCGGAGCUCUGGGGCCGCUGUCGCUACCCCCGGACCUGCCGGACCUGAAUCCCGAGUGCCGGGAGAUGCUGCUGGACUUCGCCAACAGCAGCGCAGAGCUGACCGGGUGCCUGGUGCGCAGCGCUCGGCCCGUGCGCCUCUGCCAGACCUGCUACCCGCUCUUCCAACAGGUCGCCGGCAAGAUGGACAUCAUCAGCCGCGCCGUAGGGAAUACUUCAGAAAGUCAGAGUUGUGCCAGAAGUCUCUUAAUGGCAGAUAGAAUGCACAUAGUUGUACUUCUCUCUGAGUUUUUUAAUACCACAUGGCAGAAGGCAAAUUGUGCAAAUUGUUUAACAAACAACAGUGAAGAAUUAUCAAACUCUACAGUAUCUUUCCUCAGUCUGUUUAAUCAAACCUUGUCCUGCUUUGAGAGUAACCUUCAGGGGAGCACACACAGUCUUCUACCACCCAGAAAUUACUCAGAGGUAUGCAAAAGCUGCUGUGAAAAUUACAAAAAUCUAAAUAGUCUGUACAGUGAAAUGCAAAAAAUGAACGAACUUAAAAAUAAGGCUGAACCUGGAACACAUUUAUGCAUUGAUGUGGAAGAUGCAAUGAACAUUACUCGAAAACUCUGGAGUCGAACUUUCAACUGUUGGCACCCUCACAGUGACACAGUGCCUAUAAUUGCUGUUUCUGUGUUCAUCCUCUUUCUCCCUGUUGUCUUCUACCUUAGCAGCUUUCUUCACUCAGAACAAAAGAAACGCAAACUCAUUCUACCCAAACGUCUAAAGUCUAGUACCAGUUUUGCAAACAUUCAAGAAAAUUCAAACUGAAACCUACAAAAUGAAGAUGCUACAUCAUAUCACAUGGAUAAGUGAUGGAAGACACAACUUGUUCAGAAAGAAGAAAACUGAUCUAGGGCUGGGGAUCUAGCUCAGUGGUUCAGUGGCCUGCCUUGCAA
This is a messenger RNA of Fukomys damarensis (Damara mole-rat), 1712 nucleotides long. RefSeq names its product osteoclastogenesis associated transmembrane protein 1 (gene Ostm1). Gene Ontology annotation, cellular component: cytosol. The coding region runs from base 1 to 1584 and encodes 527 amino acids. The transcript is spliced from 8 exons. Gene Ontology annotation, biological process: osteoclast differentiation. NCBI's taxonomy places the organism in Eukaryota, Metazoa, Chordata, Mammalia, Rodentia, Bathyergidae. The record is from RefSeq and is a predicted model, not a curated record.